AUGGGCAUGAUGUUGCCCCUGGCAUCGUGGUCGGUUCUAGCCUUGCACAGAACCUUCAUUGGCAUCUUCGCUCGUGUUUUGGUCGGGGUCUCUCCCCGUGGUCCACUACAAAACAUUCCAAAAAGGUUCGGGAAAACGCCCCCGAAUCCAUCGAGACAUGGGGGAAACCUUGCGAGUCAGUCGUCUUCAGAUUUAAUUGUUCUAGGCGAUGACAAUCUCUUCUGUGUGGGAAGGACAAGAGACAUCUCAAGCCACGCCAAUGGUUCGAGAAUGCCGAUCCCGGUCUCACAAACAAUUACAUACAUGCUCCAUACAUCGCGCCUGAUCGAUCACGAUCGCCUGAGUCGGUGGAGUUUCCAUUGA
Messenger RNA from Aspergillus candidus, 363 nucleotides. RefSeq lists its product as uncharacterized. The coding region runs from base 1 to 363 and encodes 120 amino acids. NCBI's taxonomy places the organism in Eukaryota, Fungi, Ascomycota, Eurotiomycetes, Eurotiales, Aspergillaceae. The record is from RefSeq and is a predicted model, not a curated record. The transcript is spliced from 2 exons.